AUGAACAUAUUUGGACGUAUACAUUUUAAAUACAUAAAACCCCUACAAAUAAAUAGAUAUGAAACAAGAAAUAUUACUCAAAGAAUAGCAAGACCUCGAAAAUUCCAACAAAUGGUGGUAUUAUCAGAUGGGAGCACAUUUACAAUAUCUACAACGUCUCCAAAACCUAUUAUUUGGAUCACGAAGGAUCAAAGAAAUCAUCCACUUUGGAAUCCCGAUAAAAAAAGACAGAUUGAUGAAAGUGAUAAUGAAGGCCGUCUUAAAAAAUUUAAACAAAAAUAUGGAACAACUUACGAUAUUGUGUAA
Pneumocystis jirovecii RU7 is the source of this 306-nucleotide messenger RNA. Its product is annotated as ribosomal protein L31. Lineage: Eukaryota; Fungi; Ascomycota; Pneumocystomycetes; Pneumocystales; Pneumocystaceae. Gene Ontology annotation, biological process: mitochondrial translation. Gene Ontology annotation, cellular component: mitochondrial large ribosomal subunit. The coding region runs from base 1 to 306 and encodes 101 amino acids. The transcript has a single exon. The record is from RefSeq and is a predicted model, not a curated record. Gene Ontology annotation, molecular function: structural constituent of ribosome.